AGUUGAUGAAAUUACACAUUCUGUUCUGUAAAGCAAUCUGUGGUGUGUCUUCUCUCCGGUUCGUUUAUGCUUUGUCAACUUUUCUUUUUAUUCGCAACGACAUCAUUUUCGCUUUUCGCUGCCCAUCUUCAAAUUUAAAGAAAUCAUAUAAAGAUGCAGUUGUCUAAAAUCAUCCAUGGCUGCCUUUACGCUGCCGUGGCUUUCUCGACUGUAGUCAUUGCCUGUCCUGACUACGAUGAACUGCCGUUUUACAAAGCCCUCAACGAAAGCAAUCUGAGUCAAGAUGAGCUGAUGAAGAGAUGGUACACUGUGAUCGCUAGCGAUGGACCGAGCUUCAAUCCCACUACAUGGCCGGACAGCACUCUGCCAUAUUGCUUCGAGGACGACAAUUCAAGGACUCAACUGGCACAUAUCAUCGAAAGUGCUUGGAAUGUGUGGCAAGCAUCUGGUGUCAAUUAUCGUAUCGACAUGGGAGAGUAUAAUGAUUGUCCUGAUCCGGUCAAUGGUGCAGUUCCAAGAGGUGCAAAAUAUAUGCUCGUCAGAGCGCAAAAUAACGGGAAAAUGGUGACCACUGUUGGGACUCAGAUAUAUAGUAGUGGUAUGGGAGCACUUAUGAGAUUUGAUCCUAGUCCCGCAAUUGGAAUGCGAGAUCCUGUCGCCAACAUGGUGCACGAGAUAGGGCACGCCUGGGGUUUCUUCCACGAGCAACAACGACCCAGCUUCUGGAAAUACGGAGAAUACGCAGAGGCAAAAGGGGACAAAAAUCAAAUCAAGUUCGUAUGCGAAAAUAUGAGCGACUACGAUAUUGUUGAUGGGCGAUUAGACGGUACCAUAGAUGAUGCUUGUCACAGCUAUGGUAAAGCCAAAGAUUUGGGAUUUUCGGCGUUGGAGUUUAUGCCUAUGCCCUUGCCAUUCAGUGCUCAGCUCGAUGACGGAGACUACGACUGGAAGUCUGUCAUGCUUUAUGCAUCUCCAAUUGGAGGUGCGGUGAGGAACGGUGCUCCCGCGAAUGUCUAUACAAGGGCUUCAGACGGAAAGGUCAUUGCCUACAACAAGACUCCGAGUCAGAGGGACGUGAGUAGAUUCAAUGCGAUGUAUUCGGAAAAGGCACCAUAUCCGAACCCGUGUUUGAUCAAUCAGGGUUGCAGUCCGAAAAAGGCCGUGUUCAUGAAUGCGAAGGCCAAGUGUAAGAAUGUAGGCAAGGACUAGACGACAAGAAUAGGGAGUUGGCACAAUUCUAUCUUCUACUCAUAAUAAUGCUUCCA
Pseudogymnoascus verrucosus is the source of this 1265-nucleotide messenger RNA. RefSeq lists its product as uncharacterized. Bases 154 to 1209 code for a protein of 351 amino acids. Gene Ontology annotation, molecular function: metallopeptidase activity. The record is from RefSeq and is a predicted model, not a curated record. The transcript is spliced from 4 exons. Lineage: Eukaryota; Fungi; Ascomycota; Leotiomycetes; Thelebolales; Thelebolaceae.